Sinocyclocheilus rhinocerous is the source of this 1349-nucleotide messenger RNA. RefSeq names its product cytosolic sulfotransferase 3-like. Lineage: Eukaryota; Metazoa; Chordata; Actinopteri; Cypriniformes; Cyprinidae. Bases 304 to 1209 code for a protein of 301 amino acids. The record is from RefSeq and is a predicted model, not a curated record. The transcript is spliced from 8 exons. Gene Ontology annotation, molecular function: sulfotransferase activity.
UCAGCCCCACACUUGCAAACACGCCGUCCACUCACACUCAGUCGCACCGGAAGUGAAAGAGAGAGAGAGAGAGAGAGAGAGAGAGAGAGAGAGUAGGAGGAGAACUCAAAUUUCAUCUGUCAUUAUGAUUGUGGAUAAGUGAAUAGAGGGAAGUCUAAACUUACAUAACCGGUUGAGUGCAAAGUACAGAGAGAAAGAGGAUAAGCAUAGCGUGACAGCAUAGAAUAUAAUUUGACACGGAAGGGUUGCAAAAAACAUUUUAGAAGAGCAGAAAAUUUACAGGAACAACACUGUUUCAACAUAAUGGAAAUCCCAGACUUGUCUUCAAUGAAACUACCUAGCCGACCAGAGCUGAUUGAUUUUGAGGGUGUUUCUAUGAUCCACUACUUCACUGACAACUGGGAAAAGGUGAAAAACUUUCAAGCAAGACCUGAUGACAUUCUAAUCGCUACUUACCCCAAAGCAGGUACCACCUGGGUGUCAUAUAUUCUAGACCUUCUGUACUUUGGUAACGGUGCUCCAGAGCGCCAGACUUCCCAGCCUAUCUAUACGAGAGUGCCAUUCCUGGAGUCAUGUUUUAAAGUGAUACCAUCAGGGACAGAACUGGCUGAUAAUCUGCCCACUUCUCCUCGCCUCAUCAAAACUCAUUUACCUGUUCAGCUUGUGCCCAAGUCCUUCUGGGAGCAAAACUCAAGGAUUGUGUAUGUAGCACGGAAUGCAAAAGACAAUGCCGUUUCCUAUUUUCAUUUUGAUCGAAUGAACAUGGGAGAACCUGAACCAGGAGACUGGAACACCUUCUUACAGACAUUUAUAGAAGGAAAGAAAGGUUUUGGUUCUUGGUUCGACCAUGUCAAUGGAUGGUGGGAGAAAAAACUGACUUAUUCUAACUUACUGUACAUGUUCUAUGAGGAUUUGGUGGAAGACACUGGACAUGAGGUGGCUCAUUUGUGCUCCUUCUUGGGUUUGUCAACCUCAGUUGAAGAGAGGGAGAAAAUAACAAAAGGGGUUCAGUUUGAUGCCAUGAAACAGAACAAGAUGACCAACUAUUCCACUAUCCCAGUCAUGGACUUCAAGAUCUCACCCUUCAUGAGAAAAGGUAAAGUUGGAGACUGGAAAAGUCAUUUCACUGUGGCACAAAAUGAACAGUUUGAUGAGGUCUACAAACAGAAGAUGAAGAACACCACUGUCAAGUUCCGCACUGAGAUUUGAUUUAGUUUGUUUGUUUUUUUAUAGAAUUUUUAGUUCUGGGAAUUUUUGAGUUCUGGGUCUUGCACCAGAAUUAACACUGAAUAAAAAAAAUCAAUCUGAAUAUUAAUAUUUUAUAUUAAAAUAUAUUCCAGUUAUACGUU